Molecule: messenger RNA, 1272 nt
Organism: Pseudomassariella vexata
Lineage: Eukaryota; Fungi; Ascomycota; Sordariomycetes; Amphisphaeriales; Pseudomassariaceae
Exons: 1
Coding region: 54-1145 (363 amino acids)
Molecular function (GO): dioxygenase activity
Source: RefSeq, a predicted model, not a curated record
AUCACCCACCUCUUGCUCAACUCCAAUCUUAUUCCAGAGCCAGAAUAGCAGAGAUGUCGUCAACCAAUGCGGAAACGACACAAUAUGUGCACUAUCACGAUGGCGGCAUCCCAGGGCGGCGUCCCAUCCUCACUGGCGAUGCAGCCAAGCCCACUUUCACUGAGCUCCCCAAGAUCGACAUGGCCCGGCUAUACUCCUCAUCACUUGAAGAGCGAAAAGCACUAGCAGCCGAAGUGAACAAAGCCUUCCGAUCUGUCGGCUUUUUCUACGCCACCAACCACGGGGUAGACCCAAAAGUCAUCGACGACACCUUCAGCGCAAUGCACAAGUUCUUUUCCCUACCCGAAGAGACCAAACUGGAGACGCACUCGCGAAAGAAUCACAAAUUCCGGGGCUACGAGCCCAUCUUCUCAACGAAGCUGGACCCCAGCACUCGAGGAGAUCUCAAAGAAGGGUUCCUCAUGGGAGAAGACGUCUUCGAUGCGGAACAAGGGGCAUCCCCUGUCCAAGCUACGCAAGCGGCCGAGGGACCACGGAAUCAGUGGCCUUCCCUGCCUGAGUCCAAGUUCUGGCGGACUGCUAUCUAUCGGUACUACGAGCACAUCCUCGCCUUCGCCAAGCGACUUCUGCAGCUUUUUGCGCUGGCGCUCGAGCUGGACGAGGACUAUUUCGAUAGCGUGACGACGUUUCCCAUGACCAACAUCCGGGCGCUACACUAUCCGCCUCAGGAGCGCGACGCUGACGUGGGAAUCGGUGCCCACACUGAUUUCUGCUGGUUCACUCUGGUAUGCCAGCAAGAGACGACCAAGCCCGCGCUCGAGGUGCUCAAUGGCAAUGGGGUCUGGGUGCCUGCUUACCCAGAUCGCCGCACAUUUGUCGUCAACAUCGGGGAUUUUCUCAAGUUGCUUACCGGGGGCGAGUGGCAGAGUACUGUGCAUCGAGUACGUAAUAUGACAGGAGAGGAGAGGUACUCAAUUCCUUUCUUUUAUAGUCCUAAUGAGGAUGGGUUGGUGAACGUCUUGGAGAAGUUUCGGAAGCCCGGGGUGAAGUAUGAGCCGUUUACGGCGGGGGAAUACUUUGAGCGGAGGUUGCAGAUUGAUAGGCGGACGAUGGAUGAGAAGGAUGGGCAGGUGUCGGCGUAUUGAUAGAUUGUGGGUUCGAUAUACAGGAGGGCAAGGUCACAAGGACAAUAUGACAUUGAGAAAUACUUCCAAAACUGUUGACUUCUCGAAGUUCGCUUGCUUUAACUAUGACUAGCUGCGGGCGGUGUAA